AAUUCAGUUCACAGGGAGAGACAUUCUUAAUCGAACCCAAAAAGUUCGACGAAGAGUGUGAUCGAUUUAGCAGCGGCGUAUUAUACGUCCUGCGCAAUCUAUCCUCCUUCCUUUUGCUGAACGUGUCAGCCAUGGCCCCGAUUAAAAAGCAGUUGGUCAGGAAACCGGGUGGGAAGAGGAAGAAGCAAAUCCUAAAAUUCACCCUGGACUGCACACAUCCUGUGGAGGAUGGCAUCAUGGAUGCUGCCAAUUUUGAGAAGUUCCUGCAGGAAAGAAUUAAGGUGAACGGAAAAGCUGGAAACCUCGGUGGUGGUGUGGUGUCCAUUGAGAGGAGCAAGAGCAAGAUUGCUGUGAACUCUGAAGUUCCCUUCUCAAAGAGGUACUUGAAGUACCUCACUAAGAAGUACCUGAAAAAGAACAACCUCAGAGACUGGUUGAGGGUCGUGGCUAACACCAAGGAGAGCUACGAGCUGCGCUACUUCCAGAUCAACCAGGAUGAAGAGGAAGAGGAGGAAGAUUAAAUCUGACACCACUUUUAAUAAAAUACUCAAGACACAAA
Cynoglossus semilaevis (tongue sole) is the source of this 559-nucleotide messenger RNA. It is a transcript of the gene rpl22, whose product is annotated as ribosomal protein L22. The transcript has 4 exons. Gene Ontology annotation, cellular component: ribosome. Gene Ontology annotation, biological process: cytoplasmic translation. NCBI's taxonomy places the organism in Eukaryota, Metazoa, Chordata, Actinopteri, Pleuronectiformes, Cynoglossidae. Bases 132 to 521 code for a protein of 129 amino acids. Gene Ontology annotation, molecular function: structural constituent of ribosome; RNA binding. The record is from RefSeq and is a predicted model, not a curated record.